This is a messenger RNA of Seriola dumerili (greater amberjack), 3031 nucleotides long. Its product is annotated as E3 ubiquitin-protein ligase TRIM21-like. The coding region runs from base 82 to 1707 and encodes 541 amino acids. The record is from RefSeq and is a predicted model, not a curated record. Gene Ontology annotation, molecular function: protein binding; zinc ion binding. NCBI's taxonomy places the organism in Eukaryota, Metazoa, Chordata, Actinopteri, Carangiformes, Carangidae. The transcript has 2 exons.
CUAAAAGACGAGGAGUAGAGACGCAUGCUUUUAAUUUCUUUUACAAGUCUGAAAGGUUAAGAGAAGCCUCAUACAACAGUUAUGGCUUGUUCCAGUAGUCUAAUAGCUGAACAAAACUUUGUUUGUUCCAUCUGCCUGAGUGUGUUCACUAAACCAGUGUCGAUUCCCUGUGGGCACACCUUCUGUUCUGAGUGUAUCACAAACUACUGGCACAGUAGAACUACAUUCCCGUGUCCACUGUGUAAAGAGGAGUUCUGCAUAAAACCAGUGCUUCGGGUUAACACUGUCAUUCAGGAGAUGGCUGAACAGUUAAAAAACAAAGUUGGAGAAACUUCCGGUACCUCCGAACAAGCAGGAAAUGGGAGUGUACUCUGUAGUAUGUGUUCAGGGGCAAAAGUCGCAGCCCUGAAGUCCUGCUUAGUGUGUUUCAUGUCUUUCUGUGAAAAACAUCUGGAGCCUCAUCAGAAAAUUCCAACCCUGAAGAAGCACAAGCUGAUCAACCCAGUCGAGAACCUGGAGAGCAGGAUAUGUAAGAGGCAUGACGAGCCUUUGGACCUGUUUUGCAGGGUGGAUCACGAGUUUGUGUGUGAGGUCUGCAAAAGUGACCAUAAAACUCAUAUGAUAGUGCCUCUAGAGGAGGAGGCUCAAAUGAGAAAAACCCUGCUGGGGAACGAAAAGACACACACAGAUAAGAUGAUCGAGGAGCGUCAGCAGAAAAUUCAAGAGAUUCAAAACUCAAUGGAGGCUAGUAGAAAUAAUGCAGCAAAGGCACUGUCAUGCAGCUUGCAUGUGAUGACUGCUCUGGUUGCCUACAUUAAGAGAAGCCAAGCUGAGCUGACUGAGGUAAUUGAGAUGAAGCAGAAAAAAGCUGGAACAGAGGCAGAAGGAUUCAUUAAAGAACUGGGGGAAGAAAUUAUGCAAAUAAAUCAGAAAAACGUGGAGCUUAAUCAGGUCUCACUUGCCAACGACCCCCUCAAAUUCCUCGAGAAUCUCCUCUCUCUUACCAUCUCUAAGCCCCAGGUUAAGGACUGGUCUAAUGUGACUCUUACCAGUGACGAGUUUAUAGAACAGGGAGCCCUGGCCAAGCUGCAGACAACAGUCAUGAGAGAAAUAAGUAUGCUGUGUGAUCCCGACUUGAAAGAAAAGCAGCGGCAUGCUGUAGAUGUAACUCUGGAUCCUGACACUGCAAACCCCCACCUCACUGUUUCUGCAGAUGGGAAACAAGUCAUACAUGGAAACAGAAAGAGGAAUGUCCCGAACAAACAGGAGAGGUUUGACCAUGUCCUUAACGUCUUGGCAAAGGAAGGUUUCUCCUCAGGAAAAUUCUACUAUGAGGUCCAGGUGAAAGACAAACCACAAUGGGAUUUAGGGGUUGCAAGCCAGUCCAUCAACAGAAAGGGAGAUAUUCGACUUAGCCCCAAGAAUGGCUACUGGACUAUUUGGCUGAGGAAGGGAAAUGAGUUUACAGCCAAUGCAGGCCCUGCCAUUACCAUCCCUGUGAGGAAGAUGCCUCAAAAGGUUGGGGUGUUUGUUGAUUAUGAAGAGGGCCAAGUUUCCUUCUAUGAUGUAGAUGUCAGGGCUAACAUCUUCUCCUUCACCGAAUGUAACUUCACCGAGAAGCUCUUUCCUUUCUUCAGCCCCUGUGAUAAUGACGAGGGCAAGAAUUCAGCCCCCUUGAUCAUUACUCCCGUCAAACACAACAGCUGAGUUUUUUUUUUUUUCUGGGGUUUGUGAAAGAGAAAGAGAAAGGGAGAAAGAUCACAAUAGUAGAAUUUUGACAUGUUUUUAUCUGUGAAACUCCAGUGUGUCAUUCUGGUUGUCCCAUCCAUCAGCGUCAGUGUCACCUGUCACACAGACAGCUGUAGAUCACCAACAGAGUCCACAUGCAGCCAUCAGGACAUUCACUAUACACAUGGACUGACGGACAGACAGACACACACCUCUGACAGACACUGAUAUAGCCAUGCAUCUCCCUGGGUUACAAAAAGAAAUCUUUAUGAGCUGACCAUUAACUUUGAUACUUUAAAGCUGCUCCUGCGCACCACCAUGGGCUCACAAAUACCAGAAUUAUUUAUACAAGCAGGUCAAAUAGAAUUUACAAAUGAUUCAUACCAUUUGUUUUGUGCUGCUCUCAGUGCCACAUAUCAGGACUUUUUCAUAAUGCCGUGAUGGAUGGUCCUAAAAGACUCUUAUUAUUCAGUUCUUCUAAUGUGGCUCUGGAUAAUAACCGUUUUCUCCACAAAUGAAUGUGCUCAGUUAAAAGGUUAGUUAUUAAAUUGAUCAGCCACAACACUGGAGCCUGACUGGCACAUAAUGCCCUGUCCUCUAAUUAAAAUUAGCCAAACGUGCAGGUGCAAGGCUAAUUCAAAUGUGGAAUAUCUGCCUGAUUAGGAGAGACUUCAGUAACUUUUUAUUGAGCAGAGUCAAAUUAAAUCUGUUUGUUCCUUUUUUUUUUUCUUUUUUUUUUUUUUUUUUUAGAGUUGUAUAUCUUUAUUGUUAUGAUGCAGGUCUAUUGAGGGUGUGCUUCUUAAAUAAAUCUCAUCUGGUCAUCAAGCAGCAAAAAGAGGUUUGGGAGACAGGAAUACCAAAGCCCGUCACACUGGCCCAUUGGAUGUUGAAUCAUUUAGAUGCCAGUAAAGCGGGUAGCCGUAAGAUGAAAACCAUAUACUGGAUCUUAAUAAUUACAUGAUAUUUUACCUUGAUAGUCAUGCAUUUUUGACGUUAUUGAAUUAGAUCAAGACAACCCUGUAAUCUGUUCAUUAAAGUUAGUGAUUCUCUAAGUGAUUCAUGAUACACGUGUGAGAAAGUGCUGACAGACUAUAUUAGGGCUGAAACAAUAAGUAUAGUCAUCAACAGUAAGUUUACAGAAAUUUUGACAAUCAUUAAUAAAAAAGAAAACGAUAAAUAUGACUAAAUGUGAAAAUUUGUUGCUGUACUCCACUAUGUACCAUUGUUAAUUGAAUAUUUUGACUUUUGGUAAAAAAAAAAGAAAAAAAAAGUAAUUUUUGAAGAUGCCACUUUGUAUUUUCUA